Fusarium redolens is the source of this 1134-nucleotide messenger RNA. RefSeq lists its product as uncharacterized. The transcript is spliced from 2 exons. Lineage: Eukaryota; Fungi; Ascomycota; Sordariomycetes; Hypocreales; Nectriaceae. Bases 1 to 1134 code for a protein of 377 amino acids. The record is from RefSeq and is a predicted model, not a curated record. Gene Ontology annotation, molecular function: nucleotide binding.
AUGGCUCCAAUGCGGCUAGGAAUCAUCAUCCUGUCUGCUAACCUCGGCAGCUGGGCCGCCGCAGCCUACCUGCCCUACCUCCUCUCCCGUCACGGCAAGGCUCACUACAAGAUUGUCGCCCUUUGCAACUCGAGCGUAGAGUCAGCACAUUCGACGAUCAAGACAUUUGGCCUGCCCUCGGACACUCGAGCAUACGGCGAUCCCAGCGACCUUGCUCAGGAUGCCAAUAUUGACUUGGUAGUAUGCAGCACUCGUGUUGACCGCCAUUACGAGACUAUCAAGCCCAGCAUCUCUGCCGGCAAGGCGGUAUUUGUAGAGUGGCCACUCGCUUCAAAUAUCUCUCAGGUACGGGGGCUUGCCAGCUUGGCCAGGAUGCAGAAUAUUAAAUGCGUGGUCGGACUGCAGGGUCCUGUCACUGCCCCUAUUAACGGGGUGCGGAAAUUGUUAGAAGACGGCCUCAUCGGCAAGGUCCUCAGCUCGGACAUGAAGUCAUGGGGAGGCACGGGCAACCACAACGCCGUUCCAGAGUCUUUGAGGUACUUUACUCAGAUAGCCGUGGGAGGCAAUGCGAUCACCAUCGGAUUCGGCCACUUGUGGGAGUUCCUGCAAUAUGCGCUCGGGGACACCUAUGAUAUCCGCAGUAAGCUACAGCUACAGCGGCCCAAAGUUGGACUUACUUCGAAGACGGGUGUCAUGGUUGGGACUGUCGAGUCUGAUGUACCAGAUCUUGUCUCCGUAAGCGCCCUACUAAGACCUUCCCAAUACAUUGAGAAUGGCGCAACAGUUUUCAUCACUUUCCACCGAGGCCCGCCAUUUCCUGGCGAACCUAAUCUCACAUGGACUAUUUCAGGGGAAAAAGGUGAGCUCAAGUUUACUGCCGAAGGAGGAACAACCCCUCGAACUAUGGCUUCCGGGGCUAUCAAGAUCGAGCUGCAUGACUUCUCCACUGGCAUGGUUCGAGACAUUCCCUGGGCCUGGGAACCCUGGCGCCAGGAACUCCCGAUCGCGGCUCGGGGCGUUGCCGGGGUGUAUGAAGCGUACGCCCGGGGUGACCAAACGGCAUAUUGCGACUUCGAACAUGGUUUAAAGCGUCAUGAGCAAUUAGAGAAUAUACUAUCUAGGCGCGAUUACUAA